UGUGUUCGAGAGAAGCGGAGGAGCCAGCCACGGCUUGCUUUCACCUUUGGUUGUUUCCUAUGCGAGUAUUAGUCAGCAAAGCGAGCGGGGAACAUCACCGGCGGAGAAAUUGAAGAAGUCUGCUGCAAAGGUCAUAACAGCACCUUGGCCCUGGGCACCUGCCCCUGCUCUCUGAGAGAAACACCCCCUGCCGCACACGCCGGAGAACAAGCUGCCACUGCGGGGAAGGAAGCACGGAGAGAGCCGGGGGCGGCACAGCACAGCACGGCACGGCACGACACAGCACGCUUGCCCGGGCAGGGGAUUGACCACCUCGCCAUGGCUCCGGAUGCCUCGAAGACGAUGUGGGGCCGUAUGGAGGUGGCCCUGACCGGCCUCUACGCCGUCCUGCUCUGCUGCGGCCCCAUGCUGGCCGGCUGCCGCCGGGUGACCUUCUUCCCAGCUGUAUUAACUCUCCCUGCAGGUGGCUCAGCCACCUUCUUCUGCAACAUCUCCAUGGAGAACGACUCCGGUUCGGAGUACAGCCUCAAUUGGUACAAGGAGACCAACCACAGCCAAGCCCAAAAAAUUGCUGAGAUCAGCCGGAACAAUCCCCAGACGAAGACGGAGAAGUACCUGCUCACCAAUCACACUCCUGCCUUCAAGAUUGAGAUCCUGAACCUUCACCAGAAUGACUCGGGCUCCUACUACUGUGGGCUGAUCACCUUCUUUGAACCUGAUAAAGUGAUGGAGAGCAACCGGUCCCACCUGGUUGUCACAGCAGCCCCUGAGAAGACAAAUGCCACCGAAGAGCCCGAGAUGGAGGAAGGCAAUUCCCCGGACCACAUCAAGGCUGUGCUCCUGGGCAUCCUGCUACUGGCUGGGGUGGUUAUCCUGCUGAUCUUUGGCUACCUCACCAUCACGUACAGGAGAGGAGAUGUGCAGAAACCACCAAGUGAAAACGCACCAGCGAAGGAAGGGAAGCCCCCCAUGGUGUCUGUGUCCACUGUGGACUAUGGUGUGCUGGAGUUUCAGCGGGACCAGUGCACCCAGAUGCCCUCUGAGACCCGGCCAGUCGAACAGACGGAAUACGCCACCAUCAUCUUCCCAGAGGAGAAACCCAUCACACCGGAGCGGGCAAAGAAACACCAGGAUGAGAGAACUCGGCAGCUGCAGUUACAGCCCUGCUGAGGGCUGGGGUCCCUCCUGGCUGGGGGGUGUGGGCAGGGACAAGCUACCCCGGCCCCUUGCUCCCACCACAGUUUGCUGUCGGGAAAGAUCCAGCGUGCAAGGACCGGAGCAACAGAGGUGCCACUGCUGGAGUUGAUAUUGGACAGUCCUGGCCAUGGUGGGAUCAUGGCUGUGGGGUGGGUACCACAGGAUGAGGAAUGUCCCUGCUGGGCUCCACGUGCCGCCUUUUUGCUCAGGGCAGGGAGAAUGGGCUGGGGCAGAGCAGCGAUGCCAACAGGUCUGUCCCAAAGGGGAUUUUACAUUGUGUCUUAGUUUUCUACCUCCACCCAGGGCCCUCUGGAGCAGCCACGCUGCUUCCCUCGCCUGGGUCUGACUCAACUAGCAAAGCACGACUGUGGGAUGAAACUCCGGAGGCCAGAGCUGGAGUGGAUCCUGGGAGAUGCCGCUCACAGGAGGCUGGGGCUGAGGGCAGAGACUGCCUUGUGUACUGCUAUUUAAAGAAACCCCUGGGAAGUUGGCGGCUGGUUUUCCUCCUGUCUCCAGGC
Messenger RNA from Chroicocephalus ridibundus (black-headed gull), 1715 nucleotides. It is a transcript of the gene PDCD1, whose product is annotated as programmed cell death 1. Gene Ontology annotation, cellular component: membrane; external side of plasma membrane. Lineage: Eukaryota; Metazoa; Chordata; Aves; Charadriiformes; Laridae. The record is from RefSeq and is a predicted model, not a curated record. The coding region runs from base 319 to 1170 and encodes 283 amino acids. The transcript has 6 exons. Gene Ontology annotation, biological process: positive regulation of T cell apoptotic process; negative regulation of immune response.